Messenger RNA from Closterium sp. NIES-65, 3399 nucleotides. The record is from the annotation of a GenBank genome assembly. Lineage: Eukaryota; Viridiplantae; Streptophyta; Zygnematophyceae; Desmidiales; Closteriaceae.
AUGCCAGUCACCAUCGGUCACGCCCUGCCAUCCGGCAACCCCGCAACCCCGCAACUCGCAGCGGCGCUGGAGGCCAACGAAGAGUUACCGCCGGCGGGUCUCUCCACCAAUCCCAGCCCGUCCAGCGAGAGCGGAAGCGCCCGCUCCUUCAAGCCCGUCCGCACGAAGGAGCCGCGCAAGUCUUCCUCCUCCGGCGCCUCCUCGUCGUCGCGCGCGUCGCGCGCCUCGCAGCCAGGCAGCCUCCGCGUGCCCAAGUCGCCUCGCUCAAACACCUCCUCCUCCUCCCCCGACCAGCCUACUACUACUAACGCCGUAGACCAAUCCAGUACCCGCGAACAGUCCGCGCGUGCUAGCGGCUCGCAAAGCGGCGGCUCCCGCCGGUCGCGCCAUAAGGCGAACUCUUCCGCGGACUCGCUGUCAAGCGCUUCCGCCGUCACCACGGCGUCGGACGAUGGCGCGGGCGACGCGGCAGAAUUAGCAGCAGCACCCGCGGAACCGCCUUCCACCGCCGCCACGUCCGCGCCUUCCGCCUCCACGCGCAAAAGCGCGGCUGCGAGAAAGGAGCGGGCGGCGCCGCCGGAGGGGGACGAGGAGGGUGGGAACGAGGGAGAGGGGGAGGAAGCGGGCGCUGGAGAGCGGGAGGGGGAAGGGGAAGAGGAGGAGGAGGAGGACGAGGCGCCGGCUUUGCAGCGCGUGCAACGAUCCACCACGGCUCCGCAUUACGAGCGCGUUAAAGGCGCCGCGGGCGCGGACGAGCCGCGGCCGAUGCGCGUGAGCACGAGCUACGACGCGCGGGGCAAGCGAGGGCUGUUACUUUCGCCGAACACACAUCGCGUGGUUUCGUUCGCCAGCGACUUGAAGCUUCCUGAAGGGUUCGAGGGCGAGGAUGCGGAAGCGUUUAGCCGCAACAGCACUGGCGGGUUGAUGGGGUAUCAGCAGGUUGGGGGUUUGCCGCGCCCGUUAUCGGCACCUUCGUUAAUGGCGCAACUGAACUCGAUGCUGACGCCGUCAAGGUCUGUGGGGAGUUUCACGGAGAGCGUUGGCGUCAGCGGAAUCGCGGUGUACGUGGGGCCCAAGUCAGUCUUAUCUCCCAUAAUGCCAGCCAUGCCACGCCAUUCUUUUCCUCCCUGCCACCUCCCCGUGCCACCUCUUCAUGCCACCUCCCCGUGCCACCUCUUCAUGCCACCUCCCCGUGCCACCUCCCCAUGCCAGCUCCCCCCACCUCUGGCAACCCUCACUCACACCUCCUUCCCCAGCUUCCCUCCCUUCCCCCACUCGGUCGAACGACCUAAUGAUUCUCUUUCAUCAUCUUAUGCCUUUCCCCUCUUCGUGCCCCUUCACCCCUCAUUCCUAUUCCCGCUCAUGUCUCUCCUCUUCAUGUCCCCCUCUUCAUGUCUUCCCCCUCGUUCCAUCCCCUCCAAUGCCUCUAAAUUUUCAUGCCUCCUCCGUAGUGUCCCCCCCUCAUGCUCCCCCCCUCAUGCCCUCCCCCUCAUGACUUUCCCUUUCAUACCUCCCCCCUCGUGUCUCCCCCAGUACUACUUCCCCCCUCUCAUGUCUUUCCCCACUCAUACCUCCCCCAGUGCGACCUCCCCUCCCCCUCAUGUCAUGCCUCCCCCGGUGCGACCUCCCCUCCCCCUCAUGCCUCCCCCGGUGCUUCCUUCCUCCCCCCCCAUGCAACUGCUCCGCGCGACCAAGGCGUUGCUCAUGGAAAUUCUCUUCUUGCUCUCGUGCUACCCCCAGUCGCUGCUCAUGAAGAUCCCCUUCUUCCCCCUCAUACCUCCCCAUCGUGUCUUCCCUCCUCCCCCAGGUUUUCUUCCCCCCCCGCACCCCCCUCAGAUGCAACUGCUCCGCGUGACCAGGGCGCUGCUCAUGAAGAUCCCCUUCUUCCCCCCUCAUACCUCCCCAUCAUAUCCUCCCCGCUCAUGCCUCCCCCGGUUCUACCUCCCUCAGAUGCAACUGUUUCGCGUGACCAGGGCGCUGCUCAUGAAGAUCCCCUUCUUCCGCAAGCAGCUGGAGACCACAGCGCCAGAUGGCAAGCUGCAGACACCAGAGCACGCAUCAGAGGACGAGGAGCUGUCGUUCAUGCUGGACUGCGAUGAAGCCACCUUCUCCCGCGUCCUCACCGUCGUGCAGUACCACAGGUAUGGCGCUGUGCUCACUGUCGUGCAGUACCACAGGUACGGCGCUGUGCUCACUGUCGUGCAGUACCACAGGUACGGCGCUGUGCUCACUGUCGUGCAGUACCACAGGUACAGCGCUGUGCUCACCGUCGUGCAGUACCACAGGUACGGCGCUGUGCUCACUGUCGUGCAGUACCACAGGUACGGCGCUGUGCUCACUGUCGUGCAGUACCACAGGUACGGCGCUGUGCUCACCGUCGUGCAGUACCACAGUCUGGAGGCCUUGCCAUGGAUGAAUGACGAAGACUUUUACCGCCUGCGCUCGGAGCUCGACUUCCUCGGCAUCACUCUGCCGCCCGGCUCGCCCUGGCACCACCUCCCCUGGAAGGACGAGCGCAAGGCCGCCGCCGCCUCCGCCGCUGCUGCCGCCGCCGCCGCCGCUUCUGGCAUUCUCAACCCCGCUGCUGCGGCUCUCGCCGCUGGGUACACGUCUAGUUCGGAUACGGACGAGAUUAGGGAGGUGCGCGGUGGGGCGGCAACGGCGGGGGGAAUGGCUGGAGGGCUGGCGGGAAUGAUGGGGGCGAUGGUGGGCGGGGGGAUGGGAGUUGGGGGAGGAGUGGGAGGCAUGGGAGGAGCGGGAGCAGGAGCGGGAAUGGGAGGGGGAGCUGGAGUGGGGGGGAAGGGGUUUGGGACGGGAAGGGCGUCGCUGAUCAGUGCGCGAUCCAUGGUGCGGCGCAGUGUGGUGGUGGGGGGUGCGGGGCAUGAGACGCCUCCGGGAGUGGGAGGGGCGGCAGGAGGAGGCGCAGGAGCAGGCGGGGCGAAAUCGCUGGUGGAGGAAGACAGGCUGGACGUGGUGUACCGGCACGGCAGCGACACAGCAGCGGCGUGCACGUGCUUUGGCACCAAGGAGGCGGAUGGCCACUCGCACUGGGUGGUGUCUCUCUUCCACGGCCACGUCUUCUGCGCCUUCUGUGGCCGUGCCCCCGCGUGGCAUCCAAAGCUCUUUGCCGAAGUCUUCCUGCUCGCCGCCCUCCCUCCCGCUCCUACCCAGAGGGGAGCGAAUGCGUUCGUGGGAGGGUGGUACUACCACGGCCGCUCCAGCACUCGCCUCGUGAAGCUGCACUGCGUGGCCGGCGCCAGCUGCACCGCCUGCAGAGCUAGCAUCUGGGGAGUAAGCAUCGAGCACAAGCAUGCCUUCUGUCUACAGUGCAAAGCUACACCCACCAAGCCAGCUAUCAUAGCGAAACUCUUUGUGGAAGCCUUGUGUCAGCCCAAGUAG